Coregonus sp. 'balchen' is the source of this 3813-nucleotide messenger RNA. The record is from the annotation of a GenBank genome assembly. Lineage: Eukaryota; Metazoa; Chordata; Actinopteri; Salmoniformes; Salmonidae.
CUGCUCGCAACCUCAAUGUGGUAUAAAAGCGAGGCACCAGCUGCACUGUGCAGUUAUCUGACAAACUUUGAUGUCUUAUUAUUAGACGAAUAGUAGCCACACGCGUUUCACCUGGGGAAAAUCAAUGCUCACAAUUCGCAUUCGAUAGUAAAGAGGCUACUGUAAUAAUUAGGAUUAUCAUAAUGGAGAAUGUAAGGACUUUCCUUCACUUCGGAGUUUUACUCUCAUCGCUACUAUUCACAAUUGGAGCAGCUGGUAAGUUUGACCGUUUGCAUUCCACAUGAUCAUCAGAUACACAAUUACUCAGCCCUGAGGCUCAGUGGAAAUUUGUUGAAAUAUGUGCAUAUCUGUAGGCUAUAGAUCCUAUUUAAUCUAUAGGCUAAAGGCCUCCUUCGUGGAUGAUAUCUUGAUCUUUUCUGCUUUAUCAAUAUACUGUAGCAAGUCUAUGUUUUGCAGAACAGAUAACUAAUCAUGGCUUUAUCGUCCUGGGUUACAGAUGAGGAUUAUUUCCUUAAGGCAAUGGAUGUUCAGUGGGUGUCCAAUAACUUCAAGACUAUUCUAACAUGGGGCCCUGAGCCUACCAACUACACAUACACUGUUGAAUUUUAUAGGUAAGUAUCCUACAUCAUGUCUCUGCAGUCUCAGUCUGCACUAUUCAUCAUUAUAUCACUAUUGCUACAAAACAACCAAAAACAUCCGGUCAGCACAAACACAUUGACCACUUUCUGGGUGAAUACUUUACUCUAUGUCAACAGAAUGCCAAUUUAAAACUGAGUGUACAACCUACAGUGCUCUCCGUAGUUAUUGGGACAUGAAGCAUUUCUUCUGAUUUGAAAUCAAACAAUUGCUAUGAGGUUAAAGUAUAGAUUCUCAGCUUUUAUUUGAGAGUAUUUGUGUACAUAUUGGUUCCACUCAUUAGAAACGACAACAGUCUUUAUACAUAGCAAGCAAUGACUGCGUCAAGCUUGUGACUACACAUUUGUUGGCUGCAUUUGCUGUUGGUUUUGGCUGAAUUGCCCAAUAGAAAUGAAUGGUAAAUAAUACAUAAUUUACCAUUCAUUUCUAUUGGACACAAAAUAAUCUGAAACACAAUCAAAACAAACAGCAAAUGCAUCCAACAAAUGUGUAGAGUCACAGGCUUGACGCAGUCAUUGCAUGCUAUGAAUAUGGGACCAAAUACUUAACUUUUUACUACUUUAGUACACAUAUAAGUGAAUUUGUUCCAAUACUUUGGUCCCCUAAAAUGGGGGGUCUAUGUAUAAAAAGUGUUGUCAUUUCUAAAUGGUGAACCUCCAUAGUAAUUGUUUGAUUUCAAAUCUAAACCUUUGGAGUAUAGAGCCAAAAGAAUGAAAAAAUGCUUCACUGUCCCAAUAAUUACGGAGGCCACUGUAUACCUAAUAUACAACUACACACUAGCACUUAAUUCAUUUGAAGUGAAUGACAGAAAGGCAAAUCAAGGACUCUGACUGAUAGACUGUUGUUUGUUCAGUGUUGGUAAGGACAGACAUAGGAACCCCCACUGCAUCCGGAGCUCGGGGACAGAGUGUGACCUCACCAACGAGCUGCGGAACCUGCAGGAGACCUACUCUGCCGACGUCCUAUCAGAACCCCUACCCGGCAUUACCUCUGACCUUGUGGAGUUCCCCUACACCCGGGCCAAGAGGUUCAGCCCUUACAAAGACAGUGAGUGUUAUCACAUUAUUAUUCUGCCCUAAAUUGCAUUAAGUCAUAUAGUAACAUUUUUCUGGGUCAUUCAUUAUUUACAUUGUUAUUGUGUUGUACAAUAAUUACAUUCAUGCAUUAUUAUUAUAUUAGAAAGGUUCAUUUCACUGGGUAUUUUUUAAAAUUAAAUACUUCAUUGCUGUGUUUGUAAAGGUAUUCAAAAAUGAAAUGAAGGCUAUGGUGCCUAACUUACAUCCCCUUCUCUUCUCAGCUCAAAUAGGAGGACCCACUUUCAAGAUUGUGCAGAGCGAAGACAAGACCAAGAUGAUUCUCCACAUCCAGGACCCUCUCACUCCCCUCUACAAAGAUGACCAGCUGUUAACCAUCAGAGACGUCUUCAAGAAUGACCUGAAAUACAGAGUCGUAUACAACAAAGCUGGGAGCACAGGAAAAGUGAGUUGAACAGUCAUAGACAUACAUUCAUUGUAAAUGCUUUUGAGACUAUACCGGUCAGGGGCGGACUGGCCAUAGGGCAGUUCCGGCAAAUAACAUAUGGGCUGGUCCAUUUCUAGCCCCGUGAGCAGGUUUAAAUUUGGGGGUUUGCCCAAAAUUACAAUUAUUUGGCUAAUAAUGGGGGGCCUGUAGGAAACAAAUGGCUGUUGUGGGGGCCUCAAAGGAAGGAAUUGGCCAGUGUGUUAAAAAUACCCAAGCCGAUUUUUGGUCCCAGUCCGUCCCGGAUACCUGUCAAUUCCCUCCAAUGACAACACAAACAGUGUGUGACUUGAAAUAAUACUAAACUGUAAACUCCUGUCCACAGAAAGAGAAGAUGUCAGACCUGAGAAAUGUAGAGCUGACCAAUCUGGAUAAAGGACAGAGCUACUGCUUCAUGGUGGCAGCCUAUAUCCCCUCUCGUCCUGCAAAGAAGAGACUGGGAGAUUGGAGCAAGCCGCAGUGCUCAGCCAGAGAGAGAAAGACCAUCUUUGAGGGUAAGUGACCCUACAAUGCAAAGCACAAGUUAAGGAUGAGGUGGGGUGAAGGGAAUUGAAGAAGGGUGAAAUUCAGUGGAUUCAAUGAAAUGUGUAGUGGAUUGAGUAACUACAACAAAUCUUGUUGAUAAAGAUCAAAUGUGGGCAAGUUAGAAUAGCCAUUUUUACUGUAGGCUACAAUGCUUAGCAACUUCAAGAACUUCAAUUAAAUGAUCAUGUUAAAUUGAGAAUUCUUUAUUUCUUCAGAAUUCAGCUUUGGUGUGAUCACAGCUGCCAUUGGCAUCAUGCUGGCUAUAUUCAUCAUCCUCAUCACUCUCACCGUGGUGUGUUGCAAACGCUGCUGCUGCAAAAAGACCAAAACGGUGGACAAGGAGAACCUGCAUUUGAGUUCAGUGUAAAGGUGUGUGUGAUGAUGGUGCGACUUGACCAACCCUUUCAGAGAGAGGGAGCUGUGCUCCCAAUAAUGUAGCACAAAUGCGUCGAACACUGGAAACUGUGAAAUUAAUCUUGUCUUUUUAAAUGUCAUUAUGAGCUGGUUCUUUUAAUGGGUAGAUAAUUUUUUUGAUUACUUAUUUGUUUUAUACCAAUGUUGAACUAGUAAAUUAAAUGAAUUGUUGAGAAGUACAUGUUAUUUUUGCCACUAUGUAGAUAAGAAACAUUUAAUAUAAUUUAUUUCAAUGUUUUAUAUGUUAAAUGUGUAAUGUUAUGUCUCUAAGAUGUAUUAUCUUAUAUGUUGAUGAUGUGUAGUUCAUGUUGAAUAGGAUUCAUCCAUGUACUGUGCUGUUGGAACAUGGAUUUGGUACUUUUGGAUGAGUGAAGGAAGGUUAGUAGGAAAAUGAUUACUUGUGAUAACUUUUGUGCAUUCUGGUAAUUUUUACAAUUAAAUUCAUAUUUAUACAAUUAAAUUCUAAUUUGUCUUUCAUGUAACAAUAUCCAUGUGAGGGAACUUUGACAUAACAGUGCCAUCUGGUUUGCCUUAAAAUUAUCUAUCAUACUUAAAUCAUGUUUGAAACUGAUAUGAGACAAGAGGAAAGCCUUUUCAUAGAGAUUUUUUGAUUGUAGCUCAAUGCCUGCUUAUCAGCUUAUGACCCAGUAAGCCAGGUGGAAUACUCUGGCAGAGGGGUGACACCACAAUCACAUUGGUAACUUGGCAACACAAUGCCAG